AGCGGAGUCUCCAGCCUCCCGCCCCCCACCCCUCCAGCUCCUGCUCCUCCUCCGCUCCCAAUACACAGACACGCUCACACCCGCUCCCUCAUUCGCACACACAGACACACGCGCGCACACAAGCUCCGCACACACGCUCCGCACACACACUCUACUCUCUCCCGCGCGCUCACACCCCUCUAACCCUGCGCCCUCGCUGGUGCAGCACCGUGCCGCAGCCGGACGCCCCUCCUGAGCUCACUUUGCAACGUUGACAGCGCCUGCGGUGGCAGUGGAGGUGGGAACAGCUGCGGCAUCCUAUCCCCUAGUCGCGGCCGGAGCCAGGACGCCGGCGGAACCUCUCGGCGGCGCUCUCCCAUGAGUCGCGAUCGCAGCAUCCCCCACCAGCCGCUCACCGCCUCUGGGAGCCGCUGGGCUUAUACACCGCAGCCCUUCCGGGACAGCAGCUGUGACUCCCCCCCAGUGAAGAUUUCGGAACAGCUCUCUAGAAACUCGCUCUAAAGACGGAACCGCCACAGCACUCAAAGCCCACUGCGGGAGAACGCAGCCCGGCAAGCCCGGGCCCGGAGCCUGGACCCUCAGCGGAGCCGGGCAGCACCGCCGCUGCUUCGCCUCACCGGACGUCCCCGCCUCCUACACUCUCAGCCUCCGCUGGAGAGACCCCCAGCCCCACCAUUCAGCGCGCAAGAUAUCCUCCAGAUAUGCCCUGCGUGCAAGCCCAGUAUAGCCCUUCGCCUCCGGGGUCCAGUUAUGCAGCACAGACGUAUGGCUCUGAAUACACCACGGAAAUCAUGAACCCCGACUAUGCCAAGCUGACCAUGGACCUCGGCAGUACAGAGAUCACGGCCACUGCCACGACGUCCCUGCCCAGUUUCAGUACCUUCAUGGAGGGUUACUCCAGCAGCUACGAACUCAAGCCCUCCUGCCUGUACCAAAUGCCUCCUUCUGGGCCGCGGCCUUUGAUCAAGAUGGAAGAGGGCCGCGCGCAGGGCUACCAUCAUCAUCACCAUCACCACCACCAUCACCAUCACCAUCACCAGCAGCAGCAGCAGCAGCCGUCCAUUCCUCCUCCCUCUGGCCCGGAAGACGAGGUACUGCCCAGCACCUCCAUGUACUUCAAGCAGUCCCCGCCGUCCACCCCUACCACUCCGGGCUUCCCCCCGCAAGCGGGGGCGCUGUGGGAAGAUGCGCUGCCUUCGGCUCCAGGCUGCAUUGCGCCUGGCCCGCUGCUGGACCCGCCGAUGAAAGCAGUGUCCACCGUGGCGGGCUCGCGCUUCCCGCUCUUCCACUUCAAGCCCUCGCCGCCACACCCUCCAGCGCCCAGCCCGGCCGGCGGCCACCACCUCGGUUAUGACCCGACGGCCGCUGCAGCACUCAGCCUGCCGCUGGGAGCCGCGGCCGCCGCUGGCAGCCAGGCUGCCGCGCUCGAGGGCCACCCAUACGGGCUGCCGCUGGCCAAGAGAGCGGCCGCGCUGGCCUUCCCGCCGCUGGGCCUCACUGCCUCCCCUACCGCGACCAGCCUGCUGGGCGAGAGUCCCAGCCUGCCAUCGCCCCCCAACAGGAGCUCGUCUUCCGGAGAGGGCACCUGCGCUGUGUGCGGGGACAACGCCGCCUGCCAGCACUAUGGGGUGCGCACCUGUGAGGGCUGCAAGGGCUUCUUCAAGAGAACGGUGCAGAAAAAUGCAAAAUAUGUUUGCCUGGCAAAUAAAAACUGCCCAGUAGACAAGAGACGUCGAAACCGAUGUCAGUACUGUCGAUUUCAGAAGUGUCUCAGUGUCGGAAUGGUUAAAGAAGUUGUUCGUACAGAUAGUCUGAAAGGGAGGAGAGGUCGGCUGCCUUCCAAACCAAAGAGCCCACUACAGCAGGAACCUUCUCAGCCCUCCCCACCUUCUCCUCCGAUCUGUAUGAUGAAUGCCCUUGUCCGAGCUUUAACAGACUCAACACCCAGAGAUCUUGAUUAUUCCAGAUACUGUCCCACUGACCAGGCCACUGCAGGCACAGAUGCUGAGCACGUGCAACAGUUCUACAACCUUCUGACAGCCUCCAUUGAUGUAUCCAGAAGCUGGGCAGAAAAGAUUCCAGGAUUUACUGAUCUCCCCAAAGAAGAUCAGACAUUACUUAUAGAAUCAGCCUUUUUGGAGCUGUUUGUUCUCAGACUUUCCAUCAGGUCAAACACUGCUGAAGAUAAGUUUGUGUUCUGCAAUGGACUUGUCCUGCACCGACUUCAGUGCCUUCGUGGAUUUGGGGAGUGGCUCGACUCCAUUAAAGACUUUUCCUUAAAUUUGCAGAGCCUGAACCUUGAUAUCCAAGCCUUAGCCUGCCUGUCAGCACUGAGCAUGAUCACAGAAAGACAUGGGUUAAAAGAACCAAAGAGAGUGGAGGAGCUAUGCAACAAGAUCACAAGCAGCUUAAAAGACCACCAGAGUAAGGGACAGGCUCUGGAGCCCACCGAGCCCAAGGUGCUGGGUGCCCUGGUAGAACUGAGGAAGAUCUGCACCCUGGGCCUCCAGCGCAUCUUCUACCUGAAGCUGGAAGACUUGGUGGCUCCGCCUUCCAUCAUCGACAAGCUCUUCCUGGAUACCCUACCUUUCUAAGCCGGAGCAGCCUGAGCAGGGAGCAGCUUCUUCUGCUGGCACCUGCUUGCCAAGCAGCAAAGGGAUGGGUCUGGACACGAUCACUUUCUGUCCUUCCUUCAGAGAAAAAGCAGCUCCUGUAAAAGGCAAAAGACUUCUUCUUCUUUGUGGUUUUUUUUUUUUUCUUUUUUCUUUUUUUUUCUGGCAACUUUCCUUACAACCUAAAGCCAGAAAACUUGCAGAGAAUUGUGUUGGGGUUGUGUUUUAUAAUUAGGCUUUGGAGGGUGGGGCUGGAGGGGUAUAGUUCAUGAGGGUUUUCUAAGAAAUUGCUAAAAAAGCACUUUUGGAUGAUGCUAUCCCAACAGGAAAAAUAAAAGAAGAAGAAGAAGAGAAAAGGAUAAUAUAACUGUUUUUAAACUCUUCCUGGGGAAUACAAUUAUGGUUGCUUUGUAUUUAAAAACAAGAACAGCCAAGGGUUGUUCACCAGGGUAGGAUGUGUCUUAAGACUGAUCCCUUUAGAUCAUACUUCCUGUACGUAUGUGGUGCAAACAAGGCAGAAAUUCCCUUUUCUUAAUUUCUUUCAAUUAUUUUAACUAAUGAUGAAAGAUGAAGGAUUACCUACAAAUCAGACAUAGCAAAAUGAUAAUGGCCGUUCGCUUCCAUAUACAAGUGCAAUUUUUUAAAGUGCUGUCUUAUUAAGUCUUGUUCAUGAACUCUCCUUUAUUUUCUAUGGAAAUAAAAAGGAGGCAGUCAUGUUAGCAAGUGACAUGCUAAUUUUCCUAGCAAAAGGCUCCAUCCACCCGCCCUGUAGAACCCUUCUGAGAUCGAGCCCAUCCAAGACUUUUUGGGCAUUCUUGAUAGAACUAGAUCCCUGCUGACUGUUCAGCUAUGCUGAAAGGGGAUCAGAUUAUAAAAUGGAUUAUAUACACCUGUUCUGGUUGUGUUCCAUCGACCCCACCAGAGUGUUCUAAACUUGCUUCAGUUGUAGCAGCUUACUGAUACAUUCAUUCAAAAGCCAGAGAGGAGCAUUUGAUGAAUCAGUCAAGUAUUUGAUCCCCAGAUGAGAACAUGCGAAUGAGUAGAAACUGGGUCAUACAGGGUAAGCACCAGGGACAAUAAGGAUUUUUAUAUAUAAAAUUUAAUUUUUGUUAUUGGUUAAAGAGACAAUUUUGGAGAGUAAGCAAGUCUUCUUUUUUAAAAAAAUAGUAUUAAUGUGAGUACUAGAAGAAAUUAGUGGGCUGCGUUUCAACAUUCCAUGUUCGUACUCCCUUUUCUAUGUUUCUACUGUUAAUGCCAUAUGAUUAUGAGAUAAUUUGUUGCAGUGUCCUUAUUUGUAUAAACAUUUGUAUGCACGUUAUAUUGUAAUAGCUUUGCCUGUAUUUAUUGCAAGACCACCAGCUCGUGGAAGCUGAGUUACAGAAUAAUUAAAUGGGGUGUUCACAGUGACUUGGAUACACCAGUUAGAAAUUAAAUAAACAAAUAUAUAUAUAUAUAUAUAAAUAUAGCAGGUUACAUAUAUAUAUUUAUAAUGUGUCUUUUUAUUAACCAUUUGUACAAUAAAUGUCACUUCCCAUGCCGUUAUUUUAUGGUUCAUUUGCAGUGACUUUUAAGGCAGUACUGUUUAGCACUUUGAUAUUAAAAUUUUGCUUAUGUUUUGCUAAAUUCAAAUAAUGUUUGAAGAUUUUUAGGUCUAAAAGUCUUUAUAUUAUAUACUCUGUAUCAAGUCAAAAUAUCUUUGGCCAUUUUGCUAAGAAACAAACUUUGAAUGUCAAACUGAUGUCACAGUAGUUUUUGUUAGCUUUAAAUCAUUUUUGCUUUAGUCUUUUUAAAGGAAAAAAUAACAAAACUAUGCUGUUUAUAUUGUCAUUAAAUUAUACAAUCAAAUGCCAAAUGAAUUGCCUAAUUGCUGCAAAGUAUAACCCAGAUAGCAAAUCAUAUACUUUCUUUUCCAAGAGUCAUUCUGAUAUUUGAUCAUGUAUUAUGUUUGUGUAAGCUUUUAUGAAAGAUUAUUAUUUUUAUAUCAAGAUGAUAGGGCCUGGAAUGUUAGGAUUUUGAAAUGUUAGACUUGCAAAGGGCCUGACUUGUAAAACAGUCCAACUUCCUGAAAUUAAUAGAGGAGAAAACUGGGGCCCAUUGAGGGAUACAGAGUUACCCAAGGACAAACAGCUAGUAACAGAAUCAAGACUAAGACUUAAUUCACCUUCCAUGGUCUUUCUUUCUCAACUUACUGCAUCUAUAGAAAAACAGGCUUUUACACAUAACCAUUAAUAUUAACAUUUUACCUGAAGAUAACUGUGAAUAAGGUAGUACUUUUGCUUUAAUUUUUUUUGAACCUAUAUGCAAACAUAAUGAACAUUAUUAAAUAUCAGGAAAGCUAACAUUUCAUACAAGAUAGCUUCAGACCAAAUUCAAAUUGAAUUUGAAUAAAUUAGAAGUACUGUGCAUACAUAACCUUCUUGUGCACCAUGAGUAUUUGGAAAGUUAAUCCUUGUUUUGUCAUGUCUGUGAAGGAAAAGCAAAGCAAAACAAAAACACAGAGCCCUAGAGAAAUGCUGUUACAUUUUUUUUUUUUAACAUCCUUCAGAUCUAAGGAAAAGGACUUUUUUUUUAGCCCUCCUAUCUAUUGAUUGGAAGGCAUGAAGAAGCUUUUCUAGUUAUAGGUCCAGACACCAGUGCUGAAAAUAAAGAUGAUAGCCAGUGUUCUUCUGUCUUCCAUAGUUACUACAACUAUGAGAGCCUCCCAAGUCAGCGAUCAAUUCAAUUUUCUCUCUCUCACCCUCUCUCUUUCUCUCUCUCUCUCUCUCUCUCUCUCUCUCUCUCUCUCUCUCUCUCUCUUUUUGUCUUAAUGUUGACACACCAGUGUAUAGAGUGGAUGACCACACUAGCUCAGAAGAGGACAAGAAGCAUUGAAGCAGGUGAUUCUUCCCCUUGUGGGAGAGCUCUCUCAGUGUGAACAUGCCUUCCGUGGGCGGAAAUCAGGAAUCCACCAGCUGUUAAUGGAGAGUGCCUUGCUUUUAUUUCAGAUAGCAGAGUUUUCCCAAGUUCCUCUGCUCCUCCAACAGCAUUGCUCUUUAGUGUGUGUUAACCUGUGGUUUGAAAGAAAUGCUCUUGUACAUUAACAAUGUAAAUUUAAACGAUUAAAUUAAAUUACAUUUUA
Molecule: messenger RNA, 5730 nt
Organism: Marmota monax (woodchuck)
Lineage: Eukaryota; Metazoa; Chordata; Mammalia; Rodentia; Sciuridae
Gene: Nr4a3
Product: nuclear receptor subfamily 4 group A member 3
Exons: 8
Coding region: 702-2594 (630 amino acids)
Biological process (GO): regulation of transcription by RNA polymerase II; cellular response to corticotropin-releasing hormone stimulus
Cellular component (GO): nucleus; transcription regulator complex
Molecular function (GO): nuclear glucocorticoid receptor binding; zinc ion binding; RNA polymerase II cis-regulatory region sequence-specific DNA binding
Source: RefSeq, a predicted model, not a curated record